ACGAUUAUGACGGGUGACAGAUCGCUGACAGCUGAUACCAGCUGACACGGGGAUAAAUAAAGUGGGAGUCGCUUUGUUUGAACGUAAACGUCGAAAGUCAAAAUGUCAUGUUUUCGAUGACGAAGUUCUUCCUAGAUAAAUUUUAAUUACGCAUCAUUUUUGAGAUUGUCACUUUCUCGUUCGUCUGUAGGAUAGAGACACGUAUUACAUAUUUGAUCCACAGUUCUACAUAUAUAAACAAGAUGCUUUAUCCAUACAUCACGUUUGUGAUCCUGUCGUUUAUCUCCACUGUGUUUGGUGGACCAUUGAAUGUGAUACAUUAUCAGCCGGAAGCUGUUCAUCUUUCCUAUGGUGAUAACAUUCAUGAUAUCAUUGUCACCUGGAGCACAAGGAGUGAUACGGAAGAGUCGAUAGUAGAAUAUGGUAUAGGUGGAUUUAUUUUGCGAGCUGAAGGAAAUUCUACUCUCUUUAUCGAUGGCGGUGUGAAAAAACAGAAACAGUACAUCCACAGAGUGUGGCUAAAAGAUUUAACGCCAAACAGCAAAUAUAUAUAUCACUGUGGUAGUCGCUAUGGAUGGUCAAGUAUGUUUUAUAUAAAAACCGCGCCUGAGGAUUCCACAGAUUGGUCACCGCAAAUAGUUAUUUUUGGGGAUAUGGGUAAUGAGAAUGCUCAGAGUUUAUCACGUCUGCAAGAUGAGACGCAACGUGGUUUAUACGACGCUGCUAUUCAUGUUGGUGAUUUUGCUUAUGACAUGCAUAGCGACAAUGCACGCGUAGGUGAUGAAUUUAUGCGACAAAUUGAAUCUGUGGCUGCUUUUAUGCCAUACAUGACGGUACCUGGAAAUCACGAAGAGAAAUAUAAUUUUAGUAAUUAUAGAGCCCGAUUCACUAUGCCAGGUAACUCGGAAGGCUUGUGGUAUAGCUUUAAUGUAGGUCCUGUACAUUUUGUAGCUAUAGAAACUGAAGCUUAUUACUUCAUGAAUUAUGGUAUAAAACAAAUGAUUAAACAAUACGAAUGGUUGGAGAAAGAUCUGCGAGAAGCAAAUAAACCUGAAGCAAGAGCUAAACGACCAUGGAUAGUAACAUUUGGACAUAGACCAAUGUAUUGCAGCAAUGCAAAUGCAGACGAUUGCACGAAUCAUCAAAGCCUGAUUAGAGUCGGAUUGCCAUUUUUAACAUGGUUCGGACUGGAGGAUCUGUUUUUCAAAUAUAAAGUGGAUUUGGAAAUCUGGGCACACGAACACAGUUACGAAAGAUUGUGGCCCAUGUACAACUUUCAAGUGUAUAACGGUAGUUAUGAAGAGCCAUAUAAAAAUUACAAAGCACCUGUGCAUAUAAUUACUGGAUCAGCUGGUUGUAAAGAGGGCCGAGAGAAAUUUGUUCCCGAUCGACCAGCCUGGUCCGCAUAUCGUAGCUCGGAUUAUGGAUACACAAGAAUGAAGGCGUACAAUAAGACUCACAUGUAUCUAGAACAGGUGUCUGAUGAUAAAGAAGGUGCUGUUCUAGACAGGGUUUGGCUCGUGAAAGAGAAUGUUUUACCACAGUACGUAGAAGUUUUUCCUUAGAAUAAUAUAAAUGCCAUUUAAUUAGCGCCAUGUGAUAAAAUAGAAAACACAAUCAAGAAUAUAUAAAAAAUUUGUCAAGCAA
Molecule: messenger RNA, 1647 nt
Organism: Nylanderia fulva
Lineage: Eukaryota; Metazoa; Arthropoda; Insecta; Hymenoptera; Formicidae
Product: acid phosphatase type 7
Molecular function (GO): acid phosphatase activity; metal ion binding
Source: RefSeq, a predicted model, not a curated record